Molecule: messenger RNA, 1206 nt
Organism: Hydractinia symbiolongicarpus
Lineage: Eukaryota; Metazoa; Cnidaria; Hydrozoa; Anthoathecata; Hydractiniidae
Exons: 2
Coding region: 1-1206 (401 amino acids)
Biological process (GO): DNA integration; DNA recombination
Molecular function (GO): DNA binding
Source: RefSeq, a predicted model, not a curated record
AUGCCCUGCAACAUAGCAUUUCCUAUUAUGAGUUACUGGCAAUUGUUGUGGCUGUUUUUUGUUGAGGGUGUUGAAUGGAGGAAUAAACAAGUCAUAAUUUUCACAGAUAACCAGGCUGUUGUUCAGAUAUGGUGUAGCGGCUCAUGUAAAUGCCCACACAUCAUGAACUUGGUCAGGAAAUUGUUUUUCUUUCUUGCACAACAUAACAUAAACUUGUUGUUACGUCAUAUUGAGGGUGCAACUAUUCAAGACGUGUCCAGACGCACUAGCAGAACCCUCUCCACUACCUCAAUCAGUGUUGGAAGUCUUGAAGACGAAUUGAGGUGUUACUUUACUGCUGCUCCUGCUCCAAACACUAGACGAACUUAUUUAUCUGGCCACCGUAGUUAUGUUCGUUUCUGCAAAAGCCUGCAUAUCGCACCAUAUCCUGCAGUUGAACGCACCUUGCAACUCUAUGUUACCUUCCAAGCUCGCCACGUUACAUAUAACACUAUUAAAGUGUAUUUAUCCGCAAUUCAAUACCAAAGUGUAGUUCUUGGCUUCUCCACACAAAUUUAUACAAUGCGUCGCCUCUACUAUGUCGUGGGUGGUAUUCGCAGAUCACACCCACAUCAACGUUUAAGACGUCUACCAAUCACCCCUGUUCAUUUGCGGGAUAUGCUGCGAUUUGUUGGCCAAUCAGGGUUUAAGCCUAUAGAUAAACUAAUGUGGCGUGCCCUCAUCCUACUUGCGUUCUUCGGUCAUCUUCGCGUUUCUGAAUAUGUGUCACCAUCAGUUAAAACAUUUGAUGCCUCUGUAAAUCUCAUGGCCACAGAUAUUUUUAUUGACUCGGACUCUAACAUAGCAACUGUUAAUAUAAAGUGUUUCAAAACUGAUCCAUUUCGAAUGGGUUUCAAAAUUCGCUUGGCUCGUAUUGGCGGUGAGCUCUGUCCAGUAGCUGCUUUGGAAAAUUACCUUCUCCUUCGCGAUACAACGCCAGGUCCAUUGUUUGUUUUACAUUGCGGCGACUUUGUUACCAAAAAAUAUGUGUCUUCCUUCCUAAAAAUUAGUUUAUCACUUCACGUUGAUCUUAAUACACAUAGUUUUCGCAUUGGAGGUGCUUCUGCAGCAGCGUCAUGUGGCAUUCCGGACUCAGCUAUUAAAAUCAUUGGGAGAUGGUCUAGUGACUGCUAUAGACGAUAUAUCCACCUAUCUAUAGGGCUAUGA